Podospora anserina S mat+ is the source of this 2010-nucleotide messenger RNA. RefSeq lists its product as uncharacterized. Lineage: Eukaryota; Fungi; Ascomycota; Sordariomycetes; Sordariales; Podosporaceae. The record is from RefSeq and is a predicted model, not a curated record. Gene Ontology annotation, cellular component: nucleus. The transcript has 3 exons. Bases 1 to 2010 code for a protein of 669 amino acids.
AUGAGUUUGUUGAUGAGAGACAGGAUGUCUGUCGUUGUCGUUUGGUGGAUCCCGACCAUUGACGUAACUGGGAGACGGGUUAAGCACCUAUCCCACCCGCCCCGAUUGUUGCAUGCUGACUCAGCGCCUCCCCAAAAGACUCGACAAAGACUCGUUAGAGCGCUCCAGCCACUCAACGCGACUCGCCGCCCACUUUUCCGCACAUUGCAGCCCUCUCCUCUCCGCUCCGCUUCUCCCGAACUGCCCAAUCCAACUCAACUCUCUUCGCACACUUCAGUUCGCACCAUUCACCGCCAUCAUCAAGUUGCCAUCACCGCUUCGCUGACCAGCACUCCGACCGUAUUUCUGCGACCUACUUACCUCUCUGAACAGCUACCUUUGGUUUUUUUUCUCGUCUCCCACAAGAGGCAAAGCGAUCACAGCAGUGACAACAUGAUGCCGACGUGGCCAACCGCAUCCCCGCCCCAGGGCGUUCCGCCCUCAACUGCCUACGCAGCAACCUAUUCAGCUCCUGCUUUCACCCCAGUCCAAGUCCGACAAACCUUCGGCCAGUCCUAUUCCGCCCCACAAGCCUCCUAUCCCACCACACAUCCCUACGGCCCAGCCCAAUCCCCUCCACCUGCCCCAGCUAAUCACCAGUCGACCGCUGCUUCUCCUCCCACAGCUGAUGAACAGCCCAGGAAGAAGGUUCAAUGGCCUGAUUCCGUCCGCUCCUACGUCCAGCGCUCUUUUUUCCCGGCCAACAUGGAUCCUACCGUCUCGAAAGAAGAAAUGGAGGGCAAGCUCAAGGAAACCAUCAUGCGCGCCAGCGAGGACAACCUUCUGUAUUCCAUCGUGUGGGAGACGAUGCCGCUGCCCCAACAAAUAAUCAAGCAGGAGCGUGAACAACGUGCCAAGGCCAUGGCCUAUCCCGCUCAAGCACAAACGCCCUACUCCAACGCGCCAAUGCCCAUCUCCAAGAAGAGGAAGUCCGCCGACUUGGAAGAUGUCGCCAAUCUCAGUAUCACCCCACCAUGGAGGACAGGCCAAGGCGCCCGCCUCGAGGAUCGCGUCACUUUUUCCAAGGAUAAACGCCAAGCUACCGAGGAGAGCUCCGAUAACACGAGUAAGUUGAACAAGUACGAGAAGCGCCAAAAGCGCUUCAACGGGGGCUACGUAUCGACAUAUCGCUCCCCAAGCCCUCCCCCCGGCGAUGGGCCCGUCGUGGGGACGUGCGAAAAGCUUGAGAAGAGCUAUCUGCGCUUGACUGCUCCUCCCAAGCCUGAGAACGUGCGUCCGCCUCGGGUGUUGAAGAACACGCUGGAGCUGCUGAAGAAGAAGUGGAAGAAGGAUUCGAACUACGCAUACAUUUGUGAUCAGUUCAAGUCCAUGCGCCAGGAUCUGACUGUGCAACGCGUGAGGGAUGAUUUUACUGUCGAGGUGUACGAAAUACAUGCUCGCAUUGCUUUGGAAAAGGGGGAUCUCGGUGAGUAUAAUCAGUGCCAGACUCAGCUCAAGGCACUGUACAAGUUGGGCCUCAAAGGCAAGGCCAACGAGUUCAAGGCCUAUCGGAUUCUUUACUUCAUUCACACAGCCAACCGCACAGACUUGAAUAGCGUUUUGGCAGAUCUAACCCCAGCAGAAAAGAAAGACAAGGCGAUCAAGCACGCCUUGGACGUGCGGUCCUCCCUGGCCCUGGGGAACUACCAUCGGUUCUUCCAGUUGUACAACGAGACCCCAAACAUGGGUGCAUACCUCAUGGAUAUGUUUGUCGGCCGGGAGCGUCUUGCUGCCCUGUGCAACAUUUGCAAGGCAUACAAGCCUGACGUGCCAUUGCGAUUUGUUACCGAGGAACUCUAUUUUGAGUCCGACAUGGAAGCCGCCCAGUUCAUCAUUGACAACGGCGGCCAGGAUUUGCUCCAAGAAAAGGAGGACGGCACCAUUGUCUUCCUCACUGGCAAGGCUGGCCAGACAUUCGAAAGCCACAAAGCGAAAGCCUUCGCCCGCGUCGACAUCAAGGGCCAAAUCUAG